AUGGGCACAUUGGAUGCUAGCACCGUUGAAUCCUUGGCUUUCAGCAUCGGAGCAACUAAAAUUGCCAUUACAACACCCUUCCUAAUUGAACCACUACGUGAAGCAGCAAUUGGACGUAGCGAAGAGCUCGGGCACACAGUACGUGAACAUAUGGAAGCAAUGGAACCACUGGUGCAGUCCUCAAUACAAGCAGCGUCGAUAAGCUACGAUACGAAAUCGCAGACAACAAUCUUUGAGCAAUGCAAAACAGUUGUUGAAGCGGAACUGCAAAUGCUCUAUGGAUGUAAAGAUGCAGGGGGAAAUCCGAAGGUUCGCGACGGUCAAAAUUUUCGAGAUUUUAUACAAUAA
Gongylonema pulchrum is the source of this 348-nucleotide messenger RNA. The record is from the annotation of a GenBank genome assembly. NCBI's taxonomy places the organism in Eukaryota, Metazoa, Nematoda, Chromadorea, Rhabditida, Gongylonematidae.